AAACUACAGCAUUCAGGUUUUUCAAAAAUCAUUCUUUUUUUGUAAAUUGAAAAAAUUAAUUGUAAAUAUUUUCUUUAGCAAUGGGUCAACAUUUUAAUAGUUCAACAGAGUAUAUACAACCGAAGUAUUUACCAACAAUACCAAAUAAUCCUCUUAUCCGCCUUUUUGAAGUUAUAUUAAUCAAACGUGAAUGCUAUAUUAAUGAUUUAUGGGAAUUAGUGGGUCACGAGACGGUCUCCACUCGAGAUAUACGUGAUGAACUGGAUCGUGCUAUUGAAUGGAUUCUAAAGCGACUAGUUGCAUUGAAUGUAGUAGCAUUUGGUGAACAUAUGGGUAUGCAAAUAUUACCUGGUACUUUGAAAAUCAUACGUAUGCCCAAAAUUAUUAUUGGAAUUCUUAAGAAUAGUUCAGAGAAGCCGACAAUUUUAGUGUAUGGUAAUCUUGAUGUAGAGGAAGCAUUGCUAGAAGACGGUUGGGUUACUGAUCCCUUUGUCAUGUCUGAAGUAGGAAAUUUUUUAUAUGGACGAGGUGUUGCGCUUGAUAAAGGACCUCUUAUGUGCUGGCUGAAUGCAAUACAGGCAUAUCGAGAUGCUGGCCUACGACUUCCAAUUAAUAUUGUAUUCCUUAUUGAAAGUAUGGCUCAUAGCGGCAGUUUAGGCUUGCAAGAUGUGCUACAACAGCGUAUUAGCUUUUUUCGUGAAGUAUCCUGCGUUGUGAUGGCUACAAGGCGUUGGCAAAGCAAUAUUACUCCAUGUAUUGUAUAUGGCUCCAGAGGGCUGAUAUACUAUCAUUUAGAAGUUGAGUGUGCAAAUCGAUCAUUAAGUAGCUGCGAACACAGUGGGACUUUAUAUGAGGCACUUCCGGAUUUAUUUUAUUUGCUUAGCUCAUUGGUUGACUGUCAAUUGCAUAUUCUUUUUGAAAGCUCAUUGGAAUCAUUUCAAAUAGAUCGAAAUGUAUUUCGCUUUACGGAAUUUAAUUACCAGGAAUUUGGACAUUGUCUUGAUGUUCAAGACCUUCCUCAUCAAGCUCAAAAGCAAGCAGCAUUAGCUGAAAACUGGAUCACGCCUCAUUUAUCAAUACAUGGAAUACAAGGUGGUAAUGUUGAAAGUGAUGUACGCUUCAUUAUUCCGCAUAAGGUUACAGGAAAGUUUUCAAUUUCAAUGUCACCCAAUCAGAAAUCAGACCAGAUAACAAAUGCUUUGCAACAGCAUCUUGGAAAUGUAUGGGUACAGAGGGGGUCUCCAAAUAAGAUGAAGUUAUGUGAGAAGUUAGUAAUCCCAUCAUGGACUGGAAGUUGUGACAGUCCUGAGUAUCAAGCAGCUUUUCGCGCAAUGAAUCGUACCUACAAAACAAAUCCCAACUUUAUUCGGGAUGGUGGUGCACUAUUAGCCCCUUCUGUGUUUCAACAUUGUUUACAGAAGAAUGUGCUAGUCUUGCCUAUUGCAAGGAAUGAUUGUGGUGGUUGCCCAGUUAACGAAAGAAUUAGCGUACCGAAUUAUAUAAUGGGAACACAGCUAAUGACAGCUUUUAUGUGGGAGUACGCUGAACGAAGUCUGGAGGACCUGACGGAUUGACAUUGAAUAUAAGAAGUUACUUAAUACAAUACAUACUCUUUUCUUUUUCUAUUAUUUUCAUUAGUUUAGAAAAUCAUCAAACAUUAAUAACAUAAUUAUGUCUGGGUAUGAACUAACCAUCUUAAAGUCGAAAGAACCAAAAGCUAAAAAUUGAAAUCCCACUGUAAUUGGCCAUCAAAAUAAUUCAAAUUUAAUUUCAUAUAUACUAUA
Drosophila hydei is the source of this 1784-nucleotide messenger RNA. RefSeq names its product cytosolic non-specific dipeptidase-like. The record is from RefSeq and is a predicted model, not a curated record. Gene Ontology annotation, biological process: proteolysis. Gene Ontology annotation, molecular function: peptidase activity. The transcript has a single exon. Bases 81 to 1574 code for a protein of 497 amino acids. Lineage: Eukaryota; Metazoa; Arthropoda; Insecta; Diptera; Drosophilidae.